This is a messenger RNA of Salmo salar (Atlantic salmon), 8046 nucleotides long. The record is from RefSeq and is a predicted model, not a curated record. NCBI's taxonomy places the organism in Eukaryota, Metazoa, Chordata, Actinopteri, Salmoniformes, Salmonidae.
UGAAGAAAAAAAACGAAUGUGGGUGAAGAAGAGAAUGUGACAACUGCCGAGUGUGUGUCUACUGCCUUGGGGAGGCCCUGGCACUUUCACCUGUCCCUCUCCGUCUCCGCGGCCAGGCGCAGUUGUCGAACUGGGAGCGCUGAGAGAGCAGAGCGACUCACUGUAUACUUGUCAGGCAGAGCAGAGCAGAGAGGAGAGCGCUGAUCCUCAGCCUGUACACGGAGGGACACAGAGCCAGGGCAACAUGACUUCAUCCUACAAUCUGGAUUUCCUGCCCGAUAUGAUGGUGGAGAGCCGCUUGCUGGUUCCGGGCGAUAGAAUUAACGGCACGGCCGGGAAGAUGAACGGGGCGCUGGAGCAUUCGGACCAGCCCGACCCAGACGCCAUCAAGAUGUUCGUGGGCCAGAUCCCUCGCUCCUGGUCAGAGAAGGAGCUGAAGGAGCUGUUUGAGCCCUACGGGGCCGUCUAUCAGAUCAACAUCCUCCGAGACCGCAGCCAGAACCCUCCACAGAGCAAAGGGUGCUGUUUUGUCACGUUUUACACACGGAAAGCUGCCCUUGAAGCCCAGAAUGCAUUGCAUAACAUAAAGACCUUAACAGGGAUGCACCAUCCCAUUCAGAUGAAGCCUGCAGACAGUGAGAAAUCAAACGCGGUGGAGGACAGGAAACUGUUCAUCGGCAUGGUGUCGAAGAAGUGCAAUGAGAACGACAUCCGAGUGAUGUUCUCUGCGUUUGGCCAGAUCGAGGAGUGCCGGAUCCUGCGAGGGCCCGACGGACUCAGCAGAGGCCUCAGCCAGAGGGAAGCCAACGUUAAGGGAUGUGCGUUUGUCACGUUUUCUACCAGGGCUAUGGCACAGAAUGCAAUCAAAGCCAUGCACCAGUCUCAGACUAUGGAGGGUUGCUCGUCUCCCAUCGUGGUGAAGUUUGCCGACACGCAGAAGGACAAGGAGCAGCGGCGCCUGCAGCAGCAGCUGGCUCAGCAGAUGCAGCAGCUCAACAACGCCACCACCUGGGGGAGUCUGACAGGGCUGGGCGGCCUCACCCCGCAGUAUCUGGCUGUAAGAGGACACGCCACGUCGCCCACCCCUUACUGCAGCCCCGCAGCCAACGCAUCCGUCGCCGCCGCAUUGCUUCAGCAGGCCACCUCCUCCAGUAACCUGGGAGCCUUCAGUGGGAUCCAACAGAUGGCAGGUAUGAGUGCUCUGCAGUUGCAGAACCUGGCCACUUUAGCAGCGGCAGCAGCGGCGGCCCAAAACUCAGCCGGCCCCAACGCAAACCCCCUGUCCUCCAACGCGGCCUCCCUCGGAGCGCUGGCCAGCCCAGCCAACUCCUCGGGCAUGACCUCUCUGACCUCUCUGGGCACUCUGCAGGGCCUGGCUGGCGCCACCAUGGGUCUGAACAACAUUAAUGCACUAGCAGGUAGCGUCAACAUUGCUCACAUGCUCUCAGGUAUGGCGGCCCUGAACGGAGGCCUGGGCGGCGCGGGGCUGACCAACGGCACGGCGGGCACCAUGGACGCGCUCACACAGGCCUACUCAGGGAUCCAGCAGUACGCUGCCGCAGCCCUGCCCACUCUCUACAGCCAGUCCCUGCUGCAGCAGCAAGGUGCCGCCGGCAGCCAGAAAGAGGGGCCUGAAGGUGCCAACCUGUUCAUCUACCACCUGCCCCAGGAGUUUGGGGACCAGGACAUCCUGCAGAUGUUCAUGCCUUUUGGAAACGUGGUCUCUGCCAAAGUCUUCAUUGACAAACAGACAAACCUGAGCAAGUGCUUCGGCUUCGUCAGCUAUGACAAUCCCGUGUCGGCGCAGGCAGCCAUCCAGGCCAUGAAUGGCUUCCAGAUCGGCAUGAAGAGGCUGAAGGUGCAGCUCAAGCGCUCCAAGAACGACAGCAAACCAUACUGAUCUUAGCACUAGGGCCUAUCUGCUCCCAUGUUACCACUGCUAGGGUAAGUCCCCAUACGAGCCACGACCUCUACACAGGGACUGGGGGAGGGAAGUGGAGGGAGGGGGGAGUCCAUAUUUGACCACCAGAGGGAGACACUACUUUCUCUUUUAUUUUUUUAGUUUUUUUAGCUUUUUUUGUUUAGCAGUAUUAUUUAUUAUUACUAUUAUGAUUUUUUUUGUAUUAUCUUUCACAUGAAUGCUUCCAUUACCACCUUUAUUUUGUACCACUUAAAAAAAGUAGCUAUCAUCGGUAGCUUUUUCAGUUGUAAAACAUAUUUAAUUUUCUACGUGAUUAUUUAUAUACUGUUAUGAGAAGAAUUUCAUUACUCGAAAAACAGAGUAAGAAAAAAAAAAACUAUGAUUUUGUUUGUUCUCUUUGUGAACCUGAGGCCUGAUAAAAUGUCGAUAUAAAGGGUUCAUUUCUGACACACCACGCACCGAUAUGCACAUGACCCUUGACCUCCUGGUGUUGGUUUCCGGGCCAACCGCCGCUGCUUCUCUGACCCCUGAUGCCUGCUGACAGACACCAGGGAACAAAGGGUUAAAAAACAAAACUUAGUGGCCUCUCACCUGUUAGUCAGUCAAUGACAGCAUCCCAUACACUCCUCUAUUUCAUUACUAUCAGGACUCCAGUCAUUUCUUUAUGUGAAGAAUGUUUAUUUCACACUUAAACAAUAUUAGCAAACUAUGAUUUUCUGGGUCAGAUCACAUUGGUCUUUGUUGAAAGGGAUAUUGUGUAGAACAUUUUCAAAGUAACAUCCAUAAUCUGAUGAAGGCUAUAAGAAAAAAAAAUGAUGGGUGGGAAGUUAACUGAAAAUACUUGAUGUUUCUUGAGAGAUAAAAAAAGAAAUUCAAAGUAGCGAAAGCCACAGGCCUGUACAUUUUAUUUGUAAAAAAAGCAGUUCUAUUUUUAUACAAAAUUUUUACUGCCUCAGAAAAAAAGGAUUUUAUUUAUUGCCUAUCGUUAAGUUAUUGGACUCCUAUAAAGAACAGAAUUCGUUAGAAUAGAACCCCGUUGAGUAGUCUUCUGAAAUUCGGAGCUGUAGAAUUCUCUAGAACAGAGCCACGUUCACACCUCGCUCUGCCUCUGCUCCCUUCACUUUCACACACCUCUCUCUGUCUGUGCAUCACAUCCGUCUGUGAUCAGCUCUUUCUCUCUCUCCAUCAGUAUCGGUACUUCACCUGUCACAUUUCAACCUUUCCUUGCGUUUCGUUUUUUUGUUCACGUGUUUGUUUCGUUAUGUUUCGUUCGUUUGUACUGUACAAAAACUUUUAAACAGUUUCUCCCAAAUGACAAUCCAUCCUCCUUGCUCUGUAGGAGCAUGUGGUACUGAUGGAUAUAACUUUGGCUGCUCUGUGUAUGAGUGUGUGAUAGUGUGUUUGUACUGUAAAUGUGUGUCUGUUAGUAUUAAUCCAAAUUGUAAAUCCUUUUUGUAAAAAAAAACAAAAAAAUAGCAAGAGAUAAAAAAUUGCCAAUUGUGUAGUGAGUGGUGUUGCCCUUAUGACCUGGUGGUUUACAUUGUUGUUUUGUUGUGUGUUGUUCCCCUGAUUUUAAUGCUGUAGUAAUGUGGUGCCCUGGCUCUCUGUUCUGUGUGUAACUCUCUCCUCUCCCCUGUUUUCUUCCUAUAGAACCCAUCUCCAUGCCUGUUAGCUCAUCGUUUGCCUAGCAUGUCUCUGUGGCGUGGCGUCCAAAAACAAAAAAAUACAAAAAAGUCUCAUCGUCCCGUCAUUGUUUUCUGAUGUCUUUUCUGAGCUCACCUGAUCAUAACCUGGUCUCCGCCUACUGACCUUUUGAACUUAGCUUGACCUUUUUGGACUUUUUUUGCAUGUGACCUCAUUUUGUUCUAUUUUGGGGAGGUGGGGUAAAUGGGGUACAUUGUGCAUGAAGGAGGGAGGGAGGGGGGAGCGAAUCAAUGUGAAAAAGUAUAGCAUCAUUCAUACAAAAAGACUGAACUCUUAAAGACAAAAACAAAAGUUUCUUUUUAAAAACAGAAAAACCCUGUGGCAAAAUGAUUUCCAUUAGAUUUAUUUAGUUAUGUUUAGUUUCCUUCUUUUAUGUUGGGUUUCGUUUUUUGUUCCUUUUUUCAUUUAAAGUAAACUUGAAAGUUCAGCACAGGGAUUGGCAUGCUGUCUUGGUUCUGGCUCCACUGGCAAUAUGAGGCCAGAAGCGGACACUGUCGGUGUCCAUGAAAAAUAGACUACUUCCAAACAGUUCUGAAUAAAAACUGACUGAUCAAUAUUAGACUCUCUCAGAGCUCUGUAAUUGUUUUUACAUUUUUCAGGCAGUGUAAAGUUUUUUGAUAAGGCCAUUUUAAGUGGCUCUGUUUCUCAUUAAAGUAUAUAUAGAACCACUUUUUUCUAGAGUAGUUUAAGGUAUUACAAAAAUGUCAACAAAAAAAGACUUGCCCUGUUUGGGGGGAGAAAUGCUACCUACGUGUCACCUUUUGCUGAACUGACUCACAGAUAGACAAUCCGUGGUUUAAAUGCACAUGAUGAAGAAAUGACCUAUAUUUUCUACUGUUUAAAUUAUAGAGCGAAAAAAAAAGAAGAAAAAACCUGUAACCCGCGUUAACGUUGGUGCUUCUUGUGAGUUUAGUUUUGGUUUCAUUACAAGUCUAACGGUCUUAAGUGUCUCAUGUUUUUAAAGAGAAGACUAAAAAAAACUGUUUACUUGAACAAUAGACAGCCUUUCAUAUGAAUACUAUUAUAAUUGUUCCUUUUGUCUUUUUUUUAAGCAGUCCCAAUUUGCAAAAUUUCUUGUUGGGUAAUUAGCUAUAUAAAAUUCCUAAAAAAAUAUAUAUAUGAAUAUAUAAAUAUAUAUAUAUAUUUAACAUGUCGGCUUGUGAAGCAUCAAUGUUAAUAUAAUUUUAUUUCUAUCGUGGGAAACAAUAUUUAGAUGUGUUUUGUUGUUCAUUAUAAUGUGAUUUUCUUUUCUUAUAAAGAAAAAAAGACAAGAUCGGUGGAGUUUAGUGCCAAAUCCUGAAGGUACAUCCUGUCAAUAGCGCGUCAGUGUAUUUCUUGUGAAAUUAUUUGAUAACAUGGGUAUUUUAUUAAGUGUUUUGUAUGGAUCCCUCAUAUGUAAAAAUAUAGAUUUAAAAAAGAGUUUGUUAACUUGCUAUUUUGUGGUCUUGUUGCCUGAAACUGUUCAUGUUUUGCUUUUUUUUGUAAAGAUGUAAAAAGUGCCCAUGUGUCAUAUAUAUAUAUAUAUAUAUAUAUAUAUAUAUAUAUAUAUAUAUAUAUAUAUAUAUAUAUAUAUAUAUAUAACAUACACACACUCGCACGUACACACACUCAUGCAGACCUCACAGUUGACUUUACUUUGUUGUUGUGUAUGAGAGCCCCUGAGUGUGAGAGCCUCUACAGUCCAGUUUCCAUGUUCCUGCCCACCAGUCUUUACAUUACUGUUCACACGUCACUCACAUACGUCACUCACACACACAGUUCUCACGUGAGCCAUUAAACAGAGCAUUCUUCAAAGCCUUAUCACAAGCCUUUACAUGAACACUCACAUGAACACACUCACAUUCUCGCCAAACACUCUCGCUUUGACAAAUUUCAAGCCUUAUUUUAAGCUUCAUCUCUCUCAUUGUAAGCUAAAUCAAGGACAAGUUUCUAGUUGAAGUUGCUACAGACUGGGAGGAGGGCAUUGUUAUUUGCUGGUCAUGUUUGUGUCACCUCAAACAACAUGAAUGCUUUGUGAAGGGCAAGACUUUCCCACACAAGCCUCAACCCCUCCCCAGACCCAGACAAAAACGACGUUGAUAGUACAGAAUGAUUUUCAGCUGUUUGGUUUUGUUGUUUCUUCAGUUGACAGUUUCUAAUGGACAUGUACCAGUAUUGGUAAUUACACCAUUAUUACAAAAAUAUGUUUGCCCUGUUGUAAAUGUUGUGUAAUGUAGUGUAACUGGACAAAACAGUGUUGAGAUGCCAAAGUAUUAUGUCAAGAUUCUCAUAGUCAAUCCGUUUACAUGACACAGUGCUGUCUGUCCGUCAGUCUCAGUAUUCUGUAAAACUUCCCCGAUUCCCUUCCCUGGAAACCUAGUUUACGGUCUGCAAAACGCAGCACUAUUUUAUACAAAAACUCACCAGUCGCCUUAACCAGGGAGUGUUGUAUCGAAAGACUUGUCUAAUAGGAUCUAAAAUCUGUAUGUAAGUAGGUGGUGUGUACUGUGUACUGUACCUCCAGCUUCUCCAACUCUGGGUAAGCAUGUCACCAUUUUGUCCCACAACACAGUGUAGAGAAGCAAAAUGGCCACCUUCUUCUUUAGUGUGGCUCUCAAACUGAAAACCAAGGGUAAAUAAAUAUGUUAUCUGUUCCAUCGUCUUUUUACAGAAUACCAAGGUUUAUUUGAAAUACCGAGCCAAAUGGAGGAGGGUUUGUAAAAUGCAGACAGGGGAAAUAAAAUGAGAUGAAAGGGUAGCUAUCUUCAGUUCUUAGACAGCAAAACAAGUCUCAGCCAAGAGGCAGGGCCUUUACCAUGUCAAAUGACCAAGUCAAAGCCAAACUUCAGUUGAGUCCAUAGCAUAUCAAAAUGACAUUUCCUAAAGCAGUAAGCAUGAGUAAUGCCAUAAAAACAGCUCUAACUACCUGCAUAAAAGUAAUCAGGAUUGCCAAUAUGUCAUACUACACAUAUAUCAGUGUUAGUAGAUCAUUUUGUCAUUAACGCUGAUCGUAGUCUCCUUAUAAGACGUAAUAGUCCUAAGACCCUUCAGGAAUCCUCUCUGAGAGGAACAUCUUUGCACUCUAAAUACAUUAGGUAACAUAAACAGACAACAGAGCUACAUCUACUCACGGUGCAGCAUAAUGUGUUGCAGGCGUAGAGGAUUUGGUUUUUCUGUUUGUUUUCAGUUCAUCCCUUAGCCAACUACUUACACUUUGGGAGAUGGUAAUGUGUUGACAUGUGUGUGUUUUUACAGAACUUAAGCAUCCCCCAAUUCCCAAAUCUCACUCACACACACACACACACCGCGGGUUGGCACAGUGCAGUCUGAUUGAAGUUGCAGUCUGUUAGAUGUUUCUGAAAAAGCACAAGAGUGUCCUCCGCAGACAGACCGUUAGACAGGGGUGUCUGUUGAGUGCCUCACAUCUCAGGGGCUGUCAUCACCGAUGCUUGUUGUAAUCUUUCAAUCUUGUCACUGUUCCGUUCUCUGUUCCCUUUUUUUUCUUAAUUAUCUAAAGUGCUAUUUAUCAAACAAUGACAUUUUAAAGGAAAAAAAACAACUUGUAGUUUCUUUGCAUUUUGGCUUAUUAUGUCAAGUUUUGGGGGGUAAUGUUUGUUUUCUCUCUCUUUCUGUGCCGUAAAGAGCGUGUCGUCUGUAGAUUAAUAUCAUUUUGUUUGAUUCUAAAGGAUUUCAAUAGUUUUAAGUAUUGUCUUGAGAGAAGCCAAAGUCAAUGCAUUUCAGUGGAUUCUGUAAGCGUGAUGUAUGUUUGUUUGACAACACUUCGAAAUCUGUCAUUGGAUGGGAUUGAAAAAGUACAAAAAAUGCAGGCUUUCCUAUUUCUACAAAUGAUUGUACUUAUGCAUUUUGUACCAGUGAAACUUUUUAUACUGGAGAUUAAAGGAAACAAAAAAAACGAUUAGAAAACAAAGCUGUCUGGCCUCGUGAUGUGGCCUGACCUUUGUUGACUGGUUCCCGAGUAUGAUUUAUAGCUGGCAUCAAGAAAGUUGUCUUUUGAUAUACGAUUUUGUAGAAGAACUUUGGCUUGGUUUCUUUAAUUAAUUAACUUCUUAUUUUUCCUUACUUCAGUGUUGUUCUUUUCGCAAAGAGAAGUUAGGCGAGUGUUGAUUUCUUUUUGGCUUAUAAAUAGUUAUAGCCGUUUGUCUAUACAAAAAAAAAAUCCGGUAAGUUUCAUUUAACUUCUGUAUUGUGACGUCUACAUGAUAAGGAAUAUAAAUAUUUAGUCACCUUCAGUGGAUUAAUGUUUUAGUUUAAAUAAAAUAAACUAAUUAGAGGUUUUUGCUUUUAACUUAGAUUUUUCUGGUUUCUCUGUCCUCUGUGAACUAACUGUGUAGCUGAAGCAGUCAGAAUUAUUUUUGUAAACGUAUGUUCUUGUGUGAUGCAGUUAUUUGCUUCUGUCUCCGAUAUUAAACCAUUUUUCCUAA